AUGCACGGGCGAGGCAGGGUAGGGAAGCCGAGGAAGCUCUGCCCGCCCCUCCCCGCCAUCCUGCUGCUGCCGCUGCUGAGGGCAGUGCAGAUGUCAGAGCUGAGCUGCGCUGCUGGGGGGCUGGGUCCCAUCUGCGCCAGGAGACAGGGAUGCCUGCAGGCAGCCACAGGGCGGGGUCCCGAUGGUCCUGGGCCCUGCCAGGACCCGUCCAUCCUCCACCAGGCUGACACGCAGCCCUGCCCGGGGGUGGCGGCCUCCCCAGCACCCACCCACGAUUCCCCUGGAAGGACGUCUGCUGUGCCCACCCCCCCUCCUUCGGGCCCCUCCUGGCUCCUCAGUCUGUCGCCACAUUAUGGCUCAUGCCCUGCGGAUUCCCAAGCCCUGAGCAGCAGCCGCUGGAGGAACGGGGCGGGCAGCUGGGAGUCUGUCUGGGACACCUCGACUGUCUGCCCACACGCCCCUGCGGCAAGGACGUGGGAGGACGCAAAGGGCCCGCCUCACCGGCACCUAGGAUGCCAGGCCAUCACGUGGUUCCCCUUUUCUCCCCAGUUUUGGGAGGUCAUCAGCGACGAGCACGGCAUCGACCCCACUGGCAGUUACCACGGCGACAGCGACUUGCAGCUGGAGAGGAUCAACGUGUACUACAACGAAGCCGCUGGUAACAAGUAUGUGCCCCGGGCCAUCCUGGUGGAUCUGGAGCCGGGCACCAUGGACUCGGUCAGGUCUGGACCCUUUGGCCAGAUCUUCAGGCCCGACAACUUUGUGUUUGGUACGUAGCCACGACCCCUGGGCGCUGGCUCCGCGGGUCUCCUUCCUCCCCAGCCCCGUGGGGCUCACAGCUCUCCCGGCUCAAGGCCGAGGCGGACACCGUGUGUCCACAGGGAGCCCUCGGCCCUGACCUCACGGCCCCGGGCCCGGAGCUGCCCCUCGUCCAGCCCCUCUCAGUGCAGCCCAAAGGCCGGGUCACCUGCAGGGGCUGCCUCGGCCCCGCCCCCAGAGCAGCCCGGGAGGGGCUUGGAAGGAAGAGCCAAGGAGAGCUUCCCAGAGCAGGUAGCUGGUCCUUCGAGAGAAGCAGUGAGAAGCAAGUGCUUCUAGAGGCCCAGGCCCGAGGCCCAGGUGACGGGCAGGCGCCGAGACCGCGGCUGAGAGCAGGUUCUGCCUGCCUGGUCACUGUCGCUGAGGUACGU
Messenger RNA from Phacochoerus africanus (Common warthog), 1187 nucleotides. RefSeq lists its product as uncharacterized. Bases 1 to 777 code for a protein of 258 amino acids. Lineage: Eukaryota; Metazoa; Chordata; Mammalia; Artiodactyla; Suidae. Gene Ontology annotation, molecular function: GTP binding; structural constituent of cytoskeleton; GTPase activity. Gene Ontology annotation, biological process: mitotic cell cycle; microtubule cytoskeleton organization; neuron migration. Gene Ontology annotation, cellular component: microtubule; cytoplasm. The transcript has 3 exons. The record is from RefSeq and is a predicted model, not a curated record.